AUGGCGGAAGAGAUCGCCAUUGACAACAAUAACUUUUUCAAUCGCCUCUCCAAUUUCUAUGCAUCAUGGAAGGCUGAUAAGCGCUCGGGAAAUGCACUCUUCGGCAACGCAGGGUCCAUCGUCAUUCUCAUGGGCAAGACGGAUGAGGAGAACUCAUUCCAGAAGAAUAACGCCAUGCAUUUUUGGCUUCUCGGGUAUGAAUUUCCAGCCACACUUUUUGUCCUCACAACCGAAGCAAUUUACGUGGUCACCACCGCCAAAAAAGCAAAACACCUGGAGCCACUGAAAGGCGGGAAAAUUCCAGUGGAGAUCCUGGUUACCACCAAGGAUCCAGAGUCAAAGUCCAAGGCGUUCGAGAAGUGCCUGGAUGUUAUCAAGGGUGCAGGAAACAAAGUCGGUACCUUACCAAAGGACACAACCUCGGGACCCUUCGCAGACGAAUGGAAACGUGCUUUUGCAGACAUUUCGAAAGAGGUGGAGGAAGUUGAUAUUACACCAGCGCUUUCUGCUGCGUUCUCGAUCAAAGACUCUGACGAACUGGUGUCUAUUCGCAAUGCUUCCAGAGCAUGCAGCGGCCUUAUGUCAGAGUACUUCGUUGAUGAGAUGUCACGUCUGCUUGACGAAGAAAAGAAGAUGACGCACAAGGCUCUUGCUGCAAAGGUUGAUGCAAAAAUUGACGAACCGAAGUUUUUCAACAAGCUGGCACGGCUACCAUCAGAAUUCGAUGCUCGACAGAUCGAUUGGGCCUACGGUCCUGUGAUCCAGAGUGGAGGCAGCUACGACCUCAAGCUGACAGCAACAUCCGACGGCAAAAACCUCGAGCCAGGUAUCAUCCUGUCCAGCUUCGGAAUCAGAUACAAGACUUAUAGCUCGCUCAUUGCGCGUACCUAUCUGGUUGAUCCGACCAAAUCGCAAGAAGCUAACUAUGCGUUGCUUCUGAGCGUGCACGAAACAAUCAUGAAAGAGAUUCGGGACGGCGUGGUGGCUAAGGAUAUUUACACUAAAGCCCUGAGUCUUGUCCGGUCCAAGAAGCCCGAGCUUGAGAGCCACUUUGUCAAGAACAUUGGCGCAGGGAUUGGAAUCGAGCUUCGGGAUUCCAAUAUGGUCCUCAAUGCCAAAAACAACCGUGUUUUGAAGAACGGCAUGACCUUGUCUAUCACCAUCGGCCUGACUGAUGUGAAGGAUCCAGACGCGAAGAGCACCAAAAAUGGCGGUUAUUCAAUGGUCAUCACCGACACAGUUCGUGUUGGGGAAAGUGGUCCUCAUAUCUUCACCAAAGAUGCUGGUAUCGAUAUGGACUCGAUAUCAUUCUACUUUGGGGACGACGAAGAGCCCGAAAAGCCCGUCAAGCAGAAAAAAGAAUCGAAGUCUAGCGCCAUUGCUAGCAGGAACGUGACAAGGACCAAGCUCCGUGCUGAAAGACCAACCCAAGUGAAUGAAGGCGCGGAAGCUCGUCGGCGUGAGCAUCAAAAGGAACUGGCUUCCAAGAAAACCAAGGAAGGCCUCGACCGGUUCACUGGUGCUACUGGCGAUGACAAUGGAGUUGCGCAAAAGAAAUUUAAGCGUUUUGAGUCCUACAAACGCGACAACCAACUUCCAGCCAAGGUCAAAGAUCUCACUGUUUACGUUGAUUCGAAAACAUCAACCGUGAUUGUGCCCAUCAUGGGUCGACCAGUGCCUUUCCAUAUUAACACCAUAAAGAACGCCAGCAAAAGCGAUGAAGGAGAGUAUGCUUAUCUACGAAUCAACUUUUUAUCGCCGGGCCAAGGUGUUGGCCGAAAGGAUGACCAACCUUUCGAGGAUUUGUCAGCUCACUUUGUUCGCAAUCUUACUCUUCGAUCCAAAGACAAUGACCGGCUUGCACGGGUUGCACAGGACAUCACGGAACUUCGCAAGACUGCUUUAAGACGGGAGCAGGAGAAGAAGGAGAUGGAAGAUGUCGUCGAGCAGGAUAAGCUGGUCGAGAUCAGGAACCGUCGUCCAGUGAAGCUCCCUGAUGUCUAUCUUCGCCCGCCAUUGGAUGGAAAGCGUGUACCAGGAGAGGUUGAAAUUCACCAGAACGGUCUCCGAUACCUCUCACCGUUCCGCAAUGAACAUGUAGAUGUGCUUUUCAGCAACGUCAAGCAUCUUUUUUCCAACCAUGUGCCCAUGAAUUGA
Penicillium canescens is the source of this 2157-nucleotide messenger RNA. RefSeq names its product chromatin-remodeling protein SPT16 (gene spt16). Gene Ontology annotation, cellular component: FACT complex. The record is from RefSeq and is a predicted model, not a curated record. Lineage: Eukaryota; Fungi; Ascomycota; Eurotiomycetes; Eurotiales; Aspergillaceae. The coding region runs from base 1 to 2157 and encodes 718 amino acids. Gene Ontology annotation, molecular function: nucleosome binding. The transcript is spliced from 5 exons. Gene Ontology annotation, biological process: transcription elongation by RNA polymerase II; positive regulation of transcription elongation by RNA polymerase II.